Molecule: messenger RNA, 4112 nt
Organism: Panthera uncia (snow leopard)
Lineage: Eukaryota; Metazoa; Chordata; Mammalia; Carnivora; Felidae
Gene: TBL1X
Product: transducin beta like 1 X-linked
Exons: 18
Coding region: 585-2168 (527 amino acids)
Biological process (GO): regulation of transcription by RNA polymerase II
Cellular component (GO): histone deacetylase complex
Molecular function (GO): transcription corepressor activity; protein binding
Source: RefSeq, a predicted model, not a curated record
CGCCGCUCCCGCCCCAGCCCCCCCCACUCUCCGCUCUCGGGAGCGAGGAGCCGCCAGCGCCCCCGCCCCGCCGCCGCCGCAGCGCCCUCGGCCGCCAUUCGGCACCCGAAACUUUCCAGCGCCCGCGCCUCUCGGGGACUCGCGGCGGCGGGGCGGGGGCGGCCCGGGGGCGGCGCGAGGCUGCUCCGGGGCGCCGGGCCCUCCUCGGCCGCGGCACGGCCCGGGCUCGGCGACGGCCGGCGGCAGGGAGGCUCGGAGCGCGGCGGCGCCGCCACAAGUUGCGCUGCCGGCGGCGAGGGUGUGGCGUGUCCGGAGCCCAGAGUGUCUUUGUGAUCCGCCAGUGGAGCUGAGGCCUGUGUGAUUGGCCCGGCGCAGGUAACCGAAGACAGAAAGCGGGCCUCAAAAUAAACCCUCGAAGGAAGAAGGGAUUUGCCUACAUUUGGCUCUGAGUCCUGGCGGCCGGUUGGCAGUUUAUCUGAUCGGAUGCUGGGGAGCUCACUGGUCCCGAGGUCUACACAUGAAGUCACCGUAAAGAGGGCGGCUCCCGCAUCGUAAAGACCUCGUCUCCGCGAGGUGAGGCUAAGAUGAGCAUAACCAGCGACGAGGUGAACUUCCUGGUGUAUCGCUACCUCCAGGAGUCAGGUUUUUCCCACUCGGCGUUCACGUUCGGUAUUGAGAGCCACAUCAGCCAGUCCAACAUCAAUGGGACGCUAGUGCCGCCAGCUGCCCUCAUCUCCAUCCUGCAGAAGGGACUUCAGUAUGUGGAGGCCGAGAUCAGCAUCAAUGAGGAUGGCACGGUGUUCGACGGCCGCCCCAUAGAGUCCCUGUCCCUGAUCGACGCGGUGAUGCCCGACGUGGUGCAGACGCGGCAGCAGGCCUUCCGGGAGAAGCUCGCUCAGCAGCAGGCCAGUGCGGCGGCCGCGGCCGCGGCGGCCGCGGCCGCGGCGGCCACGACGGCCACGGCGGCCCCGACAGCCGUUGCUCAGCAACAUCCACCAAAGAACGGAGAGGCCACGGUGAACGGGGAGGAGAACGGAGCCCACGCGAUAAAUAAUCAUUCGAAACCAAUGGAAAUAGACGGGGACGUUGAGAUUCCACCCAACAAAGCCACAGUCCUUCGGGGCCACGAGUCCGAGGUGUUCAUUUGUGCCUGGAACCCCGUCAGCGAUCUCCUAGCUUCAGGAUCCGGAGACUCAACGGCAAGGAUAUGGAACCUUAACGAAAACAGCAACGGGGGCUCCACGCAGCUCGUGUUGAGGCACUGUAUACGAGAAGGGGGCCAUGACGUCCCCAGUAAUAAAGACGUGACCUCCCUGGACUGGAACAGCGACGGGACGCUGUUGGCCACAGGCUCCUAUGAUGGUUUUGCGAGAAUAUGGACGGAAGAUGGCAACCUGGCCAGCACCUUAGGGCAACACAAAGGCCCCAUCUUUGCCUUGAAAUGGAACAAAAAGGGGAAUUACAUUUUGAGUGCUGGUGUAGACAAAACAACAAUUAUUUGGGACGCCCACACAGGAGAAGCCAAACAACAGUUUCCGUUUCAUUCCGCCCCUGCUCUCGACGUAGACUGGCAGAACAACACUACCUUUGCCUCCUGUAGCACAGACAUGUGUAUUCACGUCUGCAGACUCGGCUGCGACCGCCCCGUCAAAACCUUCCAAGGACACACGAACGAGGUGAACGCCAUCAAAUGGGAUCCUUCUGGAAUGCUGCUAGCGUCCUGCUCUGAUGACAUGACAUUAAAGAUCUGGAGUAUGAAGCAGGAUACGUGUGUCCAUGACCUUCAGGCCCACAGCAAAGAGAUCUACACCAUAAAGUGGAGUCCCACCGGGCCAGCCACCAGCAACCCAAAUUCCAACAUCAUGCUAGCAAGCGCUUCGUUCGAUUCUACGGUCCGACUGUGGGAUGUGGAGCGAGGCGUCUGCGUCCACACGCUAACCAAGCAUCAGGAGCCUGUCUACAGCGUAGCUUUUAGCCCUGACGGGAAAUAUUUGGCCAGUGGCUCCUUCGAUAAGUGCGUGCAUAUCUGGAAUACUCAGAGUGGAAGUCUUGUCCACAGCUACCGAGGCACUGGCGGCAUCUUCGAGGUGUGCUGGAAUGCCCGAGGGGACAAAGUGGGUGCCAGCGCGUCCGAUGGCUCUGUGUGUGUUUUAGAUCUCCGAAAGUAAACACAAACUAUUCUAGAAGAGAAUUCUAACGGACCAGCAGUGAAUGUGUGAAGCAGCAAUGCUCAGACACCGUUCUUUCCGCUCCAAAACUGUACGAACUUGACUUGCAUUAGAGUGUACUUGGAAAUCAGUUCAUCCUGGCCACAGGAGUCUCUACUUUCUCGUAAUCUUCAUCAAGAAGUUUAAAACAGAAACAUACACAGUCAUAUCAAAGGGGGAAGGAAUGGUUUCCACCCAGAACAUUCAGCCUGGGAAGCAUGGAGCCACCGGCUAGGCGGGGGCGCGGUUUGCUUUCCAUCCAGAACAGGCUCUGAUAGUUGAGAGGAGAAAAGACGAAGAGGAGAAAAAAGAAAACAAACAAAAAAAGCUGUGCCAAAAAAGAAAAGAAAAAAGAAAAAUGCUGUGAUAAAACCAAGAGUGGGGGAGGGGACUCUCCUCCACGUGGUGGGUUCGUUUUUUCCCCCUAACAAUUUGGACACUGCACUUGCUCUCACAAAGGAUGUUCAAAGACCAGUUUGUACCGAUGAAACGCGCAACUUUGUAAUCCCAACACUUUCUAUUUUCUAGAAUCUUCUUUGUCCGGUGGUUUUUCUAUUGGCUGGAAUCCUGUCGUCCGGGGGCCUUCGGUCUGAGAUGGAAACUGGUUUUGGUUUGUUGCUUCCUUCCCACUGUGUGCCCCCUCCACCUCUCCUUCGUGCGGUGUGGUGUUGGUUUGAGUACGCCUUCCGUAGACGCAGCCUCGUGGACACCAUGCCAGAAUCUCUGACGGUCGGCUUUCCCGUCCCUUCGUCCUCCCCUCCGCCCUUCCUCCCUCUCCCUCACCGCCCCUCGCUCACUCGCUGUCCCUUUCUCAUAGUUGCUUCGGAUCUUCGGUCUCAAGGGCACUUUCGGCGCAUAAUAAGUGCUUUAUGUAAGAAGGCAGGGCACGGGGACUUUUUACGGGAGAAAAAAAAAAAAAUACUUAUAAGAGAAAGAGCCCGGAGUAUUUUUGGAAAAAAAAAAUAUUUUUAUGUUAAAACAAUUUUAAAAUCCUAAAAUGGCCAUCAGACACAGAGAGCUUUGUGUGAUUCAUAUUUUAAGCAAAUCUUAGGAGGACACAGGCAGGGUCUGAGGUGGCCUUUCCGUUCCCUGCAGCAUCGUGAAAGGCGGUUAGGAAUCUGGGUGGAAAAGUCUGGGUGGGUCCUGGGGGUCGGCGGGGGGGGGGAUGCUUCUGCAGCGAGAGACGCAAAUCCCGGCGCUUUUUGCUUCAAAGAAGAGUGUCGCAUCGUUUUGGGGUGUUCACCCUCGUAGCCGGCACGAGAGGAGUCGAGAACAGUGCCCUCUGACCCCAGGAAGCAUUUCCCAAACCAAAUGGAAUUGAAGAAGCCAUCCACACUGACAGCUGGGCUCCCUGUCACCUGUUAGCGACCUCUUGUUCACGGCGCUCUGAGUACCCACGGCCGCUUCACCGAGAGCGGUUGACCGGUCCUGGCACAGCUCACCUAAAAGCCUCCGGGAUCUCACCCGGUGUGAUAGUGACAGAAACGAACGGGAAAGGGAGACUCUCAGUCCUGAAGGUGAAUUACGUAGGUAGGACAUCACUAAUAAUUUCUGCCGUCUUCAUCAUUUCUUUCUCUCACAAGAGACCAGGAGAAAGAAUUUUUUUUUUUAAUAAUGAAUCUUUUUACUGUUUUUAAAAAAUUAAACAUGGCUUUGUGUUCCUAGAGGAGUUUCCUUUCAUUGGAUCAGGUGCCCUUUGUACUCUCGUCCUAACCCGACACUGACCUGUUUUUUACAUUAGCAUCGGGGAAGGAGCGAAAGAUGGGGCCUCUUCUCUCCUCUGUUUCCCAGCGGGCAUACGAAGGGGCGAGGAAGCUGGUCAGGCCCGGGGGCAGGGGUGCCGGUCGGGGGCAGGCUUCGGCUGGGUGCGCGUCCCAGCAGUGAGACAGGGUGUCGUUUGGAGGG